Molecule: messenger RNA, 2100 nt
Organism: Arvicola amphibius (Eurasian water vole)
Lineage: Eukaryota; Metazoa; Chordata; Mammalia; Rodentia; Cricetidae
Gene: Mcoln1
Product: mucolipin TRP cation channel 1
Exons: 15
Coding region: 111-1928 (605 amino acids)
Cellular component (GO): plasma membrane; lysosomal membrane
Molecular function (GO): NAADP-sensitive calcium-release channel activity
Source: RefSeq, a predicted model, not a curated record
CUCCUGUCAGCUGACGCGAGAGGGUUUGAAGCGACGCCGGGAGGGAGCGAGGCCGCAGUGACCGCGGCGCGCGCUCGGACCCGCCCGCGCCCGGCGCUCACCGUGCGGCCAUGGCCACCUCGGCGGGCCGGCGCGGCUCAGAAACCGAGAGACUGCUGACCCCCAAUCCUGGGUAUGGGACCCAGGUGGGGACUUCACCAGUCCCAACAACACCCCCAGAAGAGGAAGACCUCCGCCGCCGCCUCAAGUACUUCUUUAUGAGUCCCUGUGACAAGUUCCGAGCCAAAGGCCGUAAGCCCUGCAAGCUGAUGCUGCAGGUGGUCAAGAUCUUGGUGGUCACUGUGCAGCUCAUUCUCUUUGGACUCAGCAAUCAGCUGGUGGUGACAUUCCGGGAAGAGAACACCAUUGCCUUCCGACAUCUCUUCCUGCUGGGCUACUCUGAUGGCGCUGAUGACACCUUUGCUGCCUACACACGGGAACAGCUCUACCAAGCCAUCUUCUAUGCUGUGGACCAGUACCUGAUCCUGCCUGACAUAUCCCUGGGCCGGUAUGCCUACGUCCGUGGUGGGGGUGGUCCUUGGGCCAAUGGCUCUGCUCUGGCUCUCUGCCAGCGGUACUACCACCGUGGCCAUGUGGACCCAGCCAAUGAUACCUUUGACAUUGACCCAAGGGUAGUCACUGACUGUAUCCAGGUGGAUCCUCCUGACAGACCCCCCGACAUCCCCAGUGAGGACUUGGAGCUCUUGGAUAGCAGCACCAGUUACAAGAACCUCACACUGAAAUUCCACAAGCUGAUCAACGUCACCAUCCACUUCCAGCUGAAAACGAUUAACCUGCAGAGCCUCAUCAACAAUGAGAUCCCAGACUGCUACACCUUCAGUGUCCUGAUCACGUUUGACAAUAAAGCACACAGUGGACGAAUCCCUAUCCGCCUGGAGACCCAGACCCACAUCCAGGAGUGUAAACAUCCCAGUGUCUCCAGACAUGGAGACAACAGCUUCCGGCUUCUAUUUGAUGUGGUGGUCAUCCUCACCUGCUCCCUGUCUUUCUUGCUGUGUGCCCGCUCACUGCUACGUGGCUUCCUACUGCAGAACGAGUUUGUUGCAUUCAUGUGGCGGCGACGGGGUCGGGAAAUUAGUCUGUGGGAACGGCUCGAGUUCGUCAAUGGCUGGUACAUCCUAUUGGUUACCAGUGACGUGCUUACCAUCUCGGGCACUGUCAUGAAGAUUGGCAUUGAGGCAAAGAACCUAGCUAGCUAUGAUGUCUGCAGCAUCCUCUUGGGUACCUCCACGCUGCUCGUCUGGGUUGGUGUCAUCCGCUACCUGACUUUUUUCCACAAGUACAACACACACGCGUCUUUGUACCCGGGCAGGACCACGGGAGCCUGUCCCUACCUGCCCAUCCAGCUGAGUCCAGCUGUGAUCCUGAUUGCCACGCUGCGUGUGGCACUGCCCAGUGUCAUGCGUUUCUGCUGCUGUGUGGCUGUCAUCUACCUGGGCUAUUGCUUCUGUGGCUGGAUUGUCCUGGGACCCUACCAUGUGAAGUUCCGCUCGCUGUCGAUGGUGUCCGAGUGUCUGUUUUCGCUCAUCAACGGGGACGACAUGUUUGUGACAUUCGCGGCCAUGCAGGCCCAGCAGGGUCGCAGUAGCCUGGUGUGGCUCUUCUCCCAGCUCUACCUCUACUCCUUCAUCAGCCUCUUCAUCUACAUGGUGCUGAGUCUCUUCAUUGCGCUAAUCACGGGCGCCUAUGACACCAUCAAGCACCCGGGAGGUACUGGCACAGAGAAGAGUGAGCUCCAGGCUUACAUCGAACAGUGCCAAGAUAGUCCCACAUCUGGCAAGUUCCGUCGCGGAAGUGGCUCGGCUUGCAGCCUGCUCUGCUGCUGUGGAAGGGACUCCCCGGAGGACCAUUCGCUGCUGGUGAACUGAUUCCAGGAUCAUCGCCAUAGACUUUAUCCCCUGUACUGCUGGAACCCCAGCUUAUUUAUUUUUCGAAUUUGCUUUUAAAGAUCUGCUUUUGACAGGCCUUGUGGACUUGUCGAAUCGGACACUGGGAAAGGGAGGGCAUGAAGGGUUGCUGUUAAAUAAAAGGGAACAUAAA